Messenger RNA from Candidula unifasciata, 1227 nucleotides. NCBI's taxonomy places the organism in Eukaryota, Metazoa, Mollusca, Gastropoda, Stylommatophora, Geomitridae. The record is from the annotation of a GenBank genome assembly.
AUGGUCAAGGAGACGGGAUACUAUGAUAUACUAGAGGUGAAGCCCACAGCCACAGAUGCCGAGUUAAAAAAGGCGUACAGGAAGCUUGCUCUCAAAUACCACCCAGACAAAAAUCCUGAUGCAGGUGACAAGUUCAAGCAGAUCAGCAUGGCCUAUGAAGUGCUGUCAGAUCCCAAAAAGAGGGAGAUAUAUGAUAAAGGUGGCGAGGAAGCUAUCAAAGGAGGCGCUGCUGGGGGCGGCUUUGAUUUCCAUUCUCCUAUGGACAUCUUUGAUCUGUUCUUUGGUGGUGGGGGCAGAAGGGGAGGAGGAGGUCAGAGAGGCCCCCGGAAAGGCAAGGAUGUUAUUCAUCAACUGAAAGUUUCACUGGAAGAUCUGUACAAUGGUGCCACUAGGAAACUGGCUGUGCACAAAAAUGUUAUAUGUAACAAAUGUGAAGGAAGGGGAGGCAAGGAGGGAGCUGUACAGAAGUGUGGCAACUGCCGAGGCACGGGGAUGCAGGUUCGCAUCCAGCAGCUGGGGCCAGGCAUGGUGCAGCAGAUUCAGUCGGUGUGUGGCGAGUGUAGGGGAGCGGGAGAGGUGAUUGACCCAAAGCUCAGGUGCAAAAACUGCAAUGGAAAGAAGAUUGUAAAAGAAAGGAAAAUUUUGGAAGUUCACAUAGACAAAGGGAUGCGAGAUAACCAGCAGAUUCGCUUCUCUGGUGAAGGUGACCAAGAACCAGACCUGGAACCUGGAGAUAUUGUGAUUGUUUUGGAUGAGCAAGAUCAUGAGCGGUUCCGCCGCCGAGGCAAUGACCUUAUCAUGACCAUGCCGCUGGAGUUGGUGGAGGCACUGUGUGGGUUCCAGAAAACCAUCCAGACAUUAGAUGGCCGUACUUUAGUUGUCACCAGCAUGCCAGGGGAGAUAAUCAAACAUGAAGAUGUAAAGUGUAUCAUGGGAGAAGGCAUGCCUAUCUACCGUGAUCCGUUUGAGAAAGGCCGUCUGAUUAUCCAGUUCCUGGUGAACUUCCCACAGACUGGAGCCUUGACCCCUCAAGCCAUUGAUGUUCUAGAAAGUAUUCUGCCACCCAGACAGGAGGUCAUUGUGCCAGACGGUGCAGAGGAGUGCCAGUUGCAGGAAUACGACCCUGCCAGAGAUGGUGCCGAUCAUCGCCGGGGCCAGGGAAUGGAAGCCUACGACUCGGACGAUGAACACCCCGGUGGCCAGCGAGUACAGUGUGCAUCGCAUUAG